GUCUCUUCCACGCACACACACUUGUCAGACUAACACACACACACACACACACACACACACACACACACACUUCCACACGCUCCUCCUGGGAUAUGAACACCUUCAUCCUCACCUGUCUCCUCUGCCUCGUACUUUACAGUGUUCUCGGCGCUCAGGCAUCCGAGGCCUCGUCCACCGGAGAGCCAGGCAGCGUGUCCGGGUUUUCGGCUUCCGGGGAAGACCUCCAGGGCUUGAAGGGUAACGCCGAUGACGACGACGUUGACCAAAAUGAACAAGCAAGUGAGUUUCUCCGAGAUGACAGAAAGAAAAGAAAAGGCAAAGGCAAGAAGAAGAACAAGCAGAAGAGCAGGAGCACCACUGCCUCCAAGGCCGAGCACACCUUCUCCAAACGAGGCCUCACGUCCACGCUGGAGACCACCAAGGACCCCUGCACCUCCACCCACCUGGGCUUCUGCAUCCAUGGCUACUGCCAGCACAUGGAAGGCCUGCAGGAGCCUGUGUGCAUCUGCAUCAAAGGUUACGACGGGGAGCGCUGCGGGAUCCAAACUCUGGAGACCAUCAAAACCAGGCCGGAGCGCGGCAGCAGCGACGGCGUGGAGUGGGCCCAGAUGGCUUUGGUGAUCACCGCCCUGGUCCUGUCCAUCAUCAGCUGUGGUGCCGUGCUGCUCAUGGCCUGCACACAUUACAGGUCCAAAAGCAUCUUGGCGUCUUACCUUGGUAGCUGCUCUGAGCAGCAGAAGCUGCAGAAGCCUGCCAGUGAUGUUGUGGUCUGAUACAGUAGAUGCACAUGGGAUAUUAACAAUGCACGCAGGCGGCCUCGUCUCCUUCGGGCGACCAGAAGUUGAAGAUCGAAUAAUUGCUUCGUUAGAUGCAGCAUAAAAUGUCCACAAUGUGUUAGCCUUUAAUUUAUUUAGUGUGAUUAUUUAUCUCUGUGUUUGUAUUAUCACUAUUAUUAUGUUCAUUAUUAUUAUUAUUCUUAAUAUUGUCUGUAUGUGGGGAUGCUGAGCAUUCAUUUCACUGACAGCUUUGGUUUUAUUUAUUGCACUGCUUUUUGUCAUUAUUAUAUUAUUGUUUAGGUCAGACAAAUUGUUGU
Entelurus aequoreus (snake pipefish) is the source of this 1093-nucleotide messenger RNA. RefSeq names its product amphiregulin (gene areg). Gene Ontology annotation, biological process: positive regulation of mitotic nuclear division; epidermal growth factor receptor signaling pathway; positive regulation of cell population proliferation. NCBI's taxonomy places the organism in Eukaryota, Metazoa, Chordata, Actinopteri, Syngnathiformes, Syngnathidae. The transcript is spliced from 6 exons. The coding region runs from base 93 to 773 and encodes 226 amino acids. The record is from RefSeq and is a predicted model, not a curated record.